Mercenaria mercenaria is the source of this 1832-nucleotide messenger RNA. Its product is annotated as kelch domain-containing protein 2-like. The transcript is spliced from 10 exons. Bases 567 to 1646 code for a protein of 359 amino acids. Gene Ontology annotation, molecular function: protein binding. The record is from RefSeq and is a predicted model, not a curated record. NCBI's taxonomy places the organism in Eukaryota, Metazoa, Mollusca, Bivalvia, Venerida, Veneridae.
GGAUUUCGCUCCAACUGUCAGAUGACUCGUGAGAGAAAAUAUGCGUUUUACUUCAAAAUUCAAGAAGAAAUUAAAUGGAUCAUCUGGCAAACAGUCACAUAAGGAACAUUCAAAUCAAAGCCACAGUCAAGACAUUGUUUGUGAUCCGCAGAGUUUUGAAACAAAAUUAAAGUUUGAAGAUUGUAAAUAUGGUAAAUUCGUGCCUCGAAAUAUAGGUGACAAGCUUCACGAUACGUUCGACUUAGUGGCGCUGCAUAACCUGAAUUCAGCCGACUCAAAACAUAAUCGUUCAGAACAUUUGCAGAUUAUAACAAGAUUUAUUUUUUCUAGCGCAUAUUGCAGUAGAUCGAAGAUAACUGCAAAAAGCAUACAACUGAACAAAUUAUGGGUAAAGAAUGACACCAAGAAGUAUAGGACAGAUGAUGCAGACGGAGACACUACGGAGAUGUUGAAAAUUUCGAAAGAAUUUCUGAAAAUGGUUAAAAAGACAGUAACUGAACCAGAGAUUAGUCAUAGAGGACGAUUAUAACACAUUCAGUGAAAGAUACUUACCUGCAGAAACUAUCAUGAUUUAUCAUACAGACCUGGAUGUUGGGUACUGGACCCAGCACGAAACAGGAGGAGAGGUUCCUCCGGGUACUUCGGGCGCUUCAGCCAUACUUUUAGCUGGCAAGAUGUAUAUAUUUGGUGGUCAUACAGAAGAUGGAAACACAAAUACUCUCUAUUGUCUAGACUUACAGAAACUUACGUGGAAAUGCCUCAUUCCUGAUUCAGAACUACUGCCCAGUCCCAGAGAUAAGUUUGCCGCUUGGUCAUAUAAUAAUAAAUUAUAUUACUUCGGAGGUUUUGGUGUGAAUAUCAGGACUGGAGAUUAUCUCAAUGAAAAUGGUAAAUUUGUUCCGGACACAAGAUUCACAAAUAUGAUGCCACAGGACAGGGACAGAGAGUGGAACAAUCAGCUUCUAGUUUAUGAUAUAGACACCAACAAAUGGAGCAAUCCAAAAUGUCAGGGACAAGUGCCUCUACCUCGAGCUGCUCAUACUGCCGUAAGAUUGAAAAAUCUUGUGUACAUAUUUGGUGGUCGCCAUGGUAACACUAGAAUGAAUGAUCUUCAUUCCUUAGAACUGGAAACUCUCACUUGGUCUGGAGAGUUGUAUGUUGAGGGGGCAUGCCCAUGUGGUCGCUCAUGGCAUACGUUCACAGCUGUCUCUGAUGAAGUAGUGUUUCUUUAUGGUGGCUAUUCUACUAGUGGUGUUCCUCUAUGUGAUGCAUGGCAACUGAAUGUUCGACACAGACAGUGGUCACAGAUUACAGUACCUCCUAACAGACCUAGAUUGUGGCAUACAAGCUGCUGUACCUCAGAGGGAGAAAUACUUGUGUUUGGUGGCUGUGAAAAUGAUAUAUUUCAAUUUGAUGAACCUAAUAAACAUGCAAAUGAAGUACUAGUAUUCCAGCUUCAACCAUAUAGAUUACAAAGACAGUGCCUACAGACUGUAUAUAAACACUACACAUCAGAUAAAUGGUGUAUAUUACCUAAAACUCUACAAGACUGGCUACUGAAAAAGAAACAGCUAGAAAUUAUAAAAUCUAAAGACAAUGGCCAAGAAAAUGUUUUACCACAAGGAAGUACAUGUGCAGUGUCCUAGGGAAUUGUGUUUCGAUUACCUUCUUAUUUCUUACCUUUUAGACUACACGGGCUUUCAUUUUAAGUUUUUCAUCUCUCCAUUAUUGACUGCCACAUUAUUGACUGUCCUUUACUGACUGGUUUCUGCAAUACAUUGUUUUGUAUAUGUUUUUAUUUGAGAUAUUUUUCAAUAAAUGAUAGUGCUGUU